UUGCCGUUCAGCACAACAACAAUGGCAACUGAAAGGAACGUAGACGUCAGGACGUCCGCGAGCUCUUUCAGUGAUGUAACAACACAAGAGCCGUCUGAGAAUAUCAAAUCAACAGACAAAACAACAACAGACAAGAUUUCCGCGUUAAACGCUACUGAACAAACGCAGACGACAUCUUCCACAUCGACACAAAGAAAUCUUGUACCUGAAGCGACAACGGAAUGGCCAUUCAGUACAACAACAAUGGCAAUUACAAGAAACAGAGACGUCACCACGUCUGCUAGCUCAUUCAGUGAUGUUACAACACAAGAGCCGUCUGAGAAUAUCAAAUCAACAGACAAAACAACAACAGAAAAGAUUUCCGAAAUAAACGCUACUGAACAAACGCAGUCGCCAUCUUCCACAUCGACACAAAGUAAUGUUGGACCCGAAGUGUCAACGGAAUUGCCAUUCAGCACAACAACAAUGGCAACAGGAAGGAACGUAGAUGUCACCGCUUCUGCUAGCUCUAUCAGUGAUGGUAAAACGCAACACGCGUCUGACAAUAUCGAAUCGACAGACAAAACAACAACAGACAAGAUUUCCCAAAUCAACGCUACCGAACAAAUGCAGACAGCUACUUUCACAUCGAAACAAAGUAAUCUUGGACCAGCAACGUCAACGGAAUUGCCAUUUAUAACUACAACACUGCCAAUUGAAAAUAACGUAGACGACACCACGUCUGCUAGCACUUUCAGUAAUGGAACAACGCAACACCCGUCUGACAAUAUCGAGUCGACAGAUAAAACUACAACAGACAAGAUUUCCGAAAUGAACGCUACCGAACAAAUGCAGACGGCUACUUCCACAUCGAAACGAAGUUAUCUUGGAUCCGAAGCACGCAGCAACCACAGAGAAGAUUUCUAA
Aricia agestis (brown argus) is the source of this 906-nucleotide messenger RNA. Its product is annotated as streptococcal hemagglutinin-like. The record is from RefSeq and is a predicted model, not a curated record. Lineage: Eukaryota; Metazoa; Arthropoda; Insecta; Lepidoptera; Lycaenidae. The coding region runs from base 22 to 906 and encodes 294 amino acids. The transcript has 3 exons.